GAGAUGGAAAAACAGGGAAGGUUGGUGGUUGAAAAAGUGGGAGGAAGGUCAACUGUGACAAGGAGCUUCUCAAAGUACCCUCUCAAAUUCAUUAUACCCAGAAAGGUGGGUUCUUCUAAAGCUGAUGCUGUUUGGGUUUACACCCUCACCUAUGGUGGUGGCAUUGUCACUGGGGAUUCUAUUUCUUGUGAAUUCACCAUUGGAGAUGGUUGCACCACUGUCAUAACAACCCAAGCUUCCACCAAGGUAUACAAGUCUCUGGGAGCCAAGUGCUCUGAACAAGUCAUGGAGGCAAGAGUUGGGAGCAAUGCUCUUUUGGCUGUAAUUCCAGAUCCUGUGACAUGUUUUUCCACAGCAAGAUACUCCCAGAAACAAAUCUUUAGGGUUGCCUCUGACUCAAGUUUGGUCCUUGUUGAUUGGAUUACCAGUGGGCGUCAUGAAAGUGGAGAAAAAUGGGAUUUUGAUCUUUAUAAGAGUGCAAACCACAUCUUUAUAGGAGAUGAGCCUUUGUUUCUCGACAUGGUGCACCUGGAGAAUGGAAGUAUUUCUUCAAUUGCAGAACGCAUGCAGGAUUAUCAAGUCAAUGCUAUGGUUGUCCUGUUGGGGCCAAAGAUCAAGCACAUUAAAGACUUAGUUCAAGAGAAUGUGAAAAGGAUGAUGGCUGAGCAAUUACACAAUCAUUCCACUGCUUCAGGUCGCCAACAGAAAAUAAAUUCUGAUUAUCGCCUCACCAAACCAAGCUUUAUUGCUUCUUCAAGUAUUUUUGGCCCUAAGGGAAUAGGGGUUGUUGUUCGUAUAGCUGCCACAACAACCGAAUCAGUUUACAAGUUCCUGCAGCAUCAAUUGGCCGGCAUGGAGCCACUGCUUGGUGUAUCACCAUAUCACUAAACCUGCAUAUGCAGAAUGUUUUGUCUCGUGAAAGGAAUCCCAUAGGCUGUGAUUUUGUUGUGACCAUGAACUGAUUCUAUGACCCUUAAACUAGUUUUUUUUUUAUAUUUGGCUCUUUCACUUGUUUCCCCCACCUACGAUCAACCUUACUAUCACCAGAAAAUUGCUUAGCUGCAUGGAAGUUGGAAAUCUAAUUAUUUCAUAGCAAAUGUUCUGUGAUAUGCCUGUAUUAUCCGGAAACGGAUGUGACUGUGAUCUGAGUAGGAAGUACACAAGGAAAAAUAAUGUUCUGUAGUG
Molecule: messenger RNA, 1185 nt
Organism: Fragaria vesca subsp. vesca
Lineage: Eukaryota; Viridiplantae; Streptophyta; Magnoliopsida; Rosales; Rosaceae
Product: urease accessory protein UreD-like
Exons: 8
Coding region: 4-888 (294 amino acids)
Molecular function (GO): nickel cation binding
Source: RefSeq, a predicted model, not a curated record